CUCAUGCCUCAUCUAAUUUGGAGUGGACACCAUGUGCUGCUGUGUUUACGACCCGGCGGACGUGGUCGCAGCAUGACAUUAGCGCAUGCUGAACAUCAGUCAGGACACACCCACCCUCCCCCCAAAUUUUCCAAGACUCUUCUCUAUUUAAGAAGUCAAGCCAACAGACAUUUUAUCAUACGAACCAAGAUUUACUACUAUUCAAACCCUCUCCAAACUACAGCUAGCUAUUUCUCUUGAACAUUAGCGUAUCAAUACGACAGCAGACUCAUAACUUACCCCUCCACGUCUAUCCACGAUGCCUCAGGAUAUUGAUCCCAACGCUCGAAGAGAAGUUAACAGCGCGCUCAUUAGCUCUGGGAGCGCUGCUGUUGGACAGAUGGUUGAUACCGCCAAUUCCUCUGUUGAGAAGCGUCGCAGGAACAAAGAGGCGCGAGAGAAACGCGAGGCUGAAGAGAAAGCCGCCAGCGAAAAGAGGGCAAAUGCCGCUAAGGGCGGUGUCUCUGGCUAGCCAAUGUUUCAGAGCUGAUAUGCUGGCCUUACGAGGGUCUGUAGCCAGAAAGCUAGAUGACUCUUACUACCAUUGCAUCCACAACUUCAUUUCCUACCAGUCGUUACUGUAUUCAUUCUUUCGUAUUUUUUGCUCACAGCUUGGGGAAGGCAUGCUCCAGGAAGAGGGUGUGCUUUGGUACACAUAUUCUCUAUAUCGAUUAUAGUAUAUCUAUCGAGGAAUAGGUGUAGAUGUACUUGGGAAUCAACUUAUCUGGUUAACCUUUAUCCAAAAUCCUCCAGAAUUCAGGAC
Aspergillus ibericus CBS 121593 is the source of this 802-nucleotide messenger RNA. RefSeq lists its product as uncharacterized. The transcript is spliced from 2 exons. Bases 299 to 511 code for a protein of 70 amino acids. The record is from RefSeq and is a predicted model, not a curated record. NCBI's taxonomy places the organism in Eukaryota, Fungi, Ascomycota, Eurotiomycetes, Eurotiales, Aspergillaceae.